Rattus rattus (black rat) is the source of this 1662-nucleotide messenger RNA. It is a transcript of the gene Slc25a39, whose product is annotated as solute carrier family 25 member 39. The record is from RefSeq and is a predicted model, not a curated record. The coding region runs from base 325 to 1404 and encodes 359 amino acids. Gene Ontology annotation, biological process: mitochondrial transmembrane transport. The transcript is spliced from 12 exons. Lineage: Eukaryota; Metazoa; Chordata; Mammalia; Rodentia; Muridae.
CCCUGCAGUUCCUAAAGCCUUCCGGGGUUGCAACCCCGUUUCAUCAUCCGUAAAUGAAGAGGAUGGUAAUUCCUGCCAACACGCUCGCUAUAAAUUGUAAACUCCCGCCACAGAGCUAAGUGGGCAGAAGUUUGCCAUUGCUGUCCGACACUCUGAUGACCUUGAAGAACCGACCCUCGCGGCAGCUGCCUUCUAUAGGACGCGGAGCAGCAAUACCCACGCGGUCUGGAAAGUUCCAGCGAUCGCAAGUCUGGACUCUCCGGGCAGCGCUCCUCCGGGGCGCGGGCACAGGAGAGCUACUGUGGCCAGGAUUGAAACUCAAAGAUGGAUGAUCAGGAUCCUGGGGGCAUUAGCCCCCUUCAGCAGAUGGUGGCCUCAGGAGCUGGGGCUGUGGUCACCUCCCUCUUCAUGACACCCCUGGAUGUGGUGAAGGUCCGCCUUCAGUCUCAGAGACCCACGGUAGCCAGCGAAUUGACAACUCCCUCCAGAUUCUGGAGUCUCUCCUACACCAAAUCACCCUCCACUCUACAGUCCCCAGGGAAGUGCCUCCUGUACUGCAAUGGUGUCCUGGAGCCCCUGUACCUGUGCCCAAAUGGUACUCGCUGCGCCACCUGGUUUCAGGAUCCUACACGGUUCACUGGCACCUUGGAUGCCUUCGUGAAGAUUGUGAGGCACGAGGGCACCAGGACCCUGUGGAGCGGCCUCCCAGCCACCCUGGUGAUGACUGUACCAGCCACUGCCAUCUACUUUACUGCUUAUGACCAACUCAAGGCCUUCCUAUGUGGUCAGUCCUUGACCUCUGACCUCUACGCACCAAUGAUGGCUGGUGCCCUCGCCCGAAUGGGCACUGUGACAGUGGUCAGCCCCUUGGAGCUUGUGCGGACCAAGCUGCAGGCACAGCAUGUGUCAUACCGCGAACUGGCUGCCUGUGUUCAAGCUGCCGUGGCUCAGGGUGGCUGGCGCUCGCUGUGGCUGGGCUGGGGUCCCACAGCUCUUCGAGAUGUACCCUUCUCAGCUCUAUACUGGUUCAACUAUGAGCUGGUGAAGAGCCAGCUGAAUGGGCCAAGACCGAAAGAGCAGACAUCUGUUGGCAUCAGCUUUGUGGCUGGUGGCAUCUCAGGAAUGGUGGCUGCCACCCUUACCCUACCCUUCGAUGUGGUGAAGACACAGCGACAGAUGUCACUGGGAGCCGUGGAGGCUGUGAGAGUGAAGCCGCCAAGAGUUGACUCCACCUGGCUCCUGCUUCGGAGAAUCCAGGCUGAAUCUGGCACCAGGGGACUCUUUGCAGGUUUCCUCCCCAGGAUCAUCAAGGCUGCGCCCUCCUGCGCCAUCAUGAUCAGCACUUACGAGUUUGGCAAAAGCUUCUUCCACAGGCUCAACCAGGAGCAGCCUCUGGGCCACUGAAGGUUGAGGAGCAACUGGCUCUUGCCCGGGUGGGAAGAGGAGACUGAGCCAAGUGCCUUCCCUCCCAGUCCAGCCACCUAGGCUGUCCUCACUUGGAUUCCUGCUGUUUCCCUCCCCCACCUCCGAGACCAAAUCUGAUGAUUCCCUGCUUUGUGUCCCUUAUGUUUGUUAUAGCUUGGCCCUGAGGAGCCGUGAGCUCGGGCCAGGCGGAAUUCCCAGCCAUUUGUUCCCUGUCUAAAGAUGAUGAUCUUCUGUGCA